AUGUCCUUCUCCCACCCUCGUCGAAGGACUCCGGUGACUCGCCCGGACUGCGACACCGACAAUGCCCUGUCCCUUAAGAACAGCUCUACCCUCCGUAAGGGUGCGACAUUUCACUCUCCUACUUCAUCAUCUUCGGCUCUAGACAACACAUUUGUCCCUCCCACGCUGCCUCGGGCUCAGUCUCACUUGGAUGAUGUCGUCGAUGCCAACCGUCGACGUGUGGCCCUGGCUCUGAACGACAUCGAUGAGGCUCUAUCCUUGGAUCAGCUCUCACUGUCGCCAAAGUCUAGUAUCAAGACACUUCGAGACACCAGUCUCCCCAUCCCUCGCGGCUUCCUCGAGGGACCUAUCGUCGACCCCAAGAUGACAAAAGAAGAGGAGAGGCGCGUUCUGCGCCCUCGCUCUGUUCGCCAUUCACGGCACCAUGAGUCUGAUAGCGGUUUGGGUACAUCGGUGGCUUCCACAAACGAGAAGCGGGGUGCAGUCACUUCGGCAAAGAAGGAGACAAAGGCGCAAACACGAUCCGCCAUCACAAGAUCCGUUGCCGCAGCAUCGGAAAAGCUUCCCUCUCUGGGGCCCAAGGCUAUUAACCGCAUCCACGAGCACACUUUGCGCCCUUUGUUGGCAAAGCCGACUCUCAAGGAGUUUGAGCCCAUUGUUCUUGACAUCCCGCGACGAAUUCGAUCAAAGGAAAUUAUUUGCUUGCGAGAUCUUGAGAAAACAUUGAUCUUUAUGGCACCGGUAAGUCAGCUUCUGACUGGUUUUGGCGUUUGGGAAAAUACUUAUCGCAAUUUGUGUUUGAAGGAGAAGACCAAGUCAGCAACUUUGUACCUGGAUUUCUGCCUUACGUCCGUCCAAUGCAUUCAAGCGACCGUCGAAUAUCUCAGCGACCGCGAACAAAUUCGACCUGCUGACCGGCCUUACACUAACGGAUACUUCCUCGACCUGAAGGACCAGAUUCUACAAUACGGAAAACAACUUGCCGCAAAGAACAGCGGUGACGAUAUGGAUAUCGACGCGUAUGUACCCAGCUUUGUUCCCUUGGACUAUCCAACUAACUCUCGCCGAAGAUCCGACGAGAUCAAACUCAUCGGUGGUCUCCACGAAGGUCGCCCCGUCGAGCUCGUUCGUGUCCGCAAGGACGGCACGUAUAUCUCUCUGGACACUGGUAAGCCUGUCGAGGUUGACAGCGACUCGCCAAUGCAAGUAAAGCGAUCCCUGAGUCAGCAGCUCGAGGACGAGGAGGAGAUUCAACGAUCCAUGGCUCGCCGCAAGAAGAAUGCUUCACCCGAGGAGCUAGCUCCCAAGAAGUGCCGCGAGCCCGGCUGCAACAAAGAGUUCAAGCGUCCUUGCGAUCUCACCAAGCACGAAAAGACUCACUCUCGCCCUUGGAAGUGCCCUGUCCCAACUUGCAAGUAUCACACCUAUGGAUGGCCCACUGAGAAGGAAAUGGACCGCCACCACAACGACAAGCACUCUGCUGCUCCUGCCAUGUAUGAGUGCAUGUUCAAGCCUUGCCCUUAUAAGUCGAAACGUGAAUCCAACUGCAAGCAGCACAUGGAGAAAGCCCAUGGCUGGACCUACGUUCGAACCAAGACCAACGGAAAGAAGCUGCCAUCAGUUGCUGGCAGCGUUCAGCAACAAACUCCACCUCUGGGUAACAUGUCAACGCCUUCUUCUACCGAAUACAACGGUGUGCCCACUCCACCUCAGAACGACGUGACACAAUUCGUUGGCGACUUCCCUCUCUACCCUAAUGACUCGGACUGGAUGUCAAUCAACAACAUUCCCUCCGAGACACUUCACCUGGAUCUGGGUAUGGAUUCCACCUCGCCUGCUUCGGCUAGUUCCUACGAGCAGUAUGCCCCAUACCAGAAUGGCUCGGCCUUCAUCAUCGAUAACGAGGACCUCUAUGCUGCUCAUAUGCAGCUUCCUGCUCAGCUGCCCACACCUGAGCAGCCUGUCAUGUAUAACUCCAACCUCAAGAUGAUGCAACAGCAGUUGCCUAUGUAUCAGCAACCCCAGCAGCAGAUUCCCAUCCCGACUGUUGCUCCUCACUUUUCGCCAACUGGCCAGGAGACAGCCAUGCUUUACACUCCAAACUCAUUACGGGAUGUUGAUGAAGGUUUUGACGACUCCUUUGCAGGAGACGGCAUGGACUUUCCGCUCUUCCCUAAUGACAAUGGCAAUGGUAUGACCAAGACCAAUGAAUACCAGUCGCUGUUUGGUGAAAUCCCCAGCGCCAACCUGGGCUUCUCCCAGAAUUCCCAGGACAUCUUUCAGAUGAUGGACUGGUCAAACGUUGAUUUGCAGCAGAACCUCGGAGAAUAG
This is a messenger RNA of Fusarium tjaetaba, 2331 nucleotides long. RefSeq names its product zinc finger transcription factor ace1. Lineage: Eukaryota; Fungi; Ascomycota; Sordariomycetes; Hypocreales; Nectriaceae. Gene Ontology annotation, cellular component: nucleus. Gene Ontology annotation, biological process: regulation of transcription by RNA polymerase II. The coding region runs from base 1 to 2331 and encodes 776 amino acids. The record is from RefSeq and is a predicted model, not a curated record. The transcript has a single exon.